Phragmites australis (common reed) is the source of this 339-nucleotide messenger RNA. Its product is annotated as glycine-rich cell wall structural protein 2-like. The record is from RefSeq and is a predicted model, not a curated record. NCBI's taxonomy places the organism in Eukaryota, Viridiplantae, Streptophyta, Magnoliopsida, Poales, Poaceae. The coding region runs from base 1 to 339 and encodes 112 amino acids. The transcript has a single exon.
AUGCCCAUGCCCCUCCACCUCCCCAUGCGGAAGGGCCGAGGAGGGGCGGCGGCGGGGGCGGGGGUGGGGAGGCAGACACGGGGUGGCGGUUGGGCGGGGAGGCCGGCCAGGAGGGGUGGCGACUGGGCAGGUGGUCUAAGACCGGGGUGGGGAGCAGGGAAGGUGGACAUAGGACGGCGGUCGAGCGUGGAGGCUGGCCAGAAGGGGUGGCAACUGGGCGGGAGGCCUGAUACUUGGGUGGGGAGCAGGGAAGUUGGAGGGGUGGGGAGGCCGGAGUUGAAUGGAUCAGUCGGGAUGGGGAGCAGUUCAGCAGGGUUGAAUGGAUUUUGGGUGAUCUGA